AUGGGUAAUAUCUUUACCACCACCUUUGAACGUUAUAAACGCAAGAUUCCAACAAAUCGUUGUAAAGUCUCAAAAUCAAAUAAUUCAAAUAAUUUUUCAAAAUUAAAUAAUUCCAGUAAUUUUUCAAACUGCUAUGAUAUAAAUGGUCUUAAUAAUAAGGAAAGUGACCGUUUAACAAUGCAACAUUUCGUUACUCGUAGCAUAUUUAAAUCCAAUUUUUGCGCUCCUGUGGAUGAUAUAUUGCAAAUGCCUGGAGCAAAAGUACUGGAUGUGGGAUGCGGUCCAGGAACAUGGCUACAUGAUAUGGCAUUCGAUUUUCCUCACGCGCAGUUUACAGGUGUUGAUAUAUCACCUAUGUAUCCAAAGUUCAUUAAGCCACCUAACGUAGAAUAUUUGCAAGCAAAUUUUCUCAAAGGACUCCCUUUCAAAAAUGACACUUUUGAUUUUGUCGUCAUACGAAAUAUGAUCACCGCAUUGACAAUUGAAGAUUGGGAGAUAACUCUCCAAGAAUUAACUAGGGUCUGCAAACCUAGAGGUUAUGUUGAGAGUACGGAAUUUGGAAUUCCUGCACUCAACGAAGGUCCCAUGUCCUCCAAAAUAUGUAAAACAUGGAUCAAUACUAUGAAAUCUAAAAAUAUUGAUCUUUCUUUCUCAGUUCAUUUACCAGAACUAUACUCAAGCUUUUUAAAUCAAGUCGGUUCAAUUUCUCGAUGCGUAACUAUAGGUUUACGAGGUGAUCAAGUAGGUAAAGAUAUGGCCGAAAAUUUAUUAAUGCUUGCUAAAGCAUUACAACCGGCUCUGGCUCCUGUAAUGUGUUCUACAGAUCAAGAAUAUGAAGAACACAUAGAAAAGUUUCGAAAAGAGUUAGAGGAAUAUGAAGCAAUUUGCAACAUUCAAGUUGUGUGGGGGUCUAAAAGUCUGUAG
Molecule: messenger RNA, 924 nt
Organism: Diversispora eburnea
Lineage: Eukaryota; Fungi; Glomeromycota; Glomeromycetes; Diversisporales; Diversisporaceae
Source: the annotation of a GenBank genome assembly